Coregonus clupeaformis (lake whitefish) is the source of this 1592-nucleotide messenger RNA. RefSeq lists its product as uncharacterized. The coding region runs from base 658 to 1329 and encodes 223 amino acids. The record is from RefSeq and is a predicted model, not a curated record. NCBI's taxonomy places the organism in Eukaryota, Metazoa, Chordata, Actinopteri, Salmoniformes, Salmonidae. The transcript is spliced from 4 exons.
CUUGUUUAUGAAAUGUUGCUAAUUUAACAGGAAGUUUACCCAGGACACUCCUGACCUGCAUUUAAUUUCAUAAUUUGUUAAAAUUAGGUUAAGGAUAAGGGUUUGGUUAGGAUUAAGGUAAGGGUCAGUUUUAGAUUUUGGUCAGUCGUUUUACAGGUCAGGAGUGUCCUUAUCGAGAUUCCCUUAAAAACACACCACUUAGAUACAGCUACGACCAGAAGUGACUUUUUCGUAGCAGGUUAGGACAAUUUACGCAGCAGGUUAGGAUAAUUAACGUUGCAGGUUAGAAGAAUUAGGUUCCUAACCUGCUAUGAAAAGUCACUUACGGCUGUAACUGUAUCGACGUUUCGUGUCCUUAUCUUAUAUACGCUGCCUUUAUCCUGCAACAACUCAACUUCUCUGUUGUGCUCCUCUCAAUGAACGUUCAACAAUGAUCCGGUUAAUGGUAUUCAUAAGAACAGUUUACGAAGAACAAGAACAACUUUUCCUGUUCCUGUUUCGGGGGUGAUUUUGUCUCACUGGUAGGCUACAAUCAACAUUAGGACAAGUCCUCUCUGCCUCUUCUCAAUACAUGGAAGAUAUGAAAGCGUGUUCAACGUGAUAUCCCGUUGUGUCAUUGGGAAAGAUCACUCCUAUGAUCAUCCCUAUGCUGCUGAGAUGGAGAAGGCAUACGCAGAGCUGUACAGGGAGUUCCUCCAACUGCGCUCGCUAUGUCUGAAGCAGGCUGCUCUACUCCAGCAACUCACACAGACACUGAGGAGACAGCAAGGAGAAGCCCCUGUUCCUGAUGGAGAACCCAGCGUAAUGGCAUCAAUCCCAGUCCUGUGCACCCAGGAGGGCCUGGGGUCUCUCCCUUUACGGCCAGAACCCCCAAUGGUCCCAACACACAACCCUGUUGCACACCAAGGCGGUAAAGUCCAAUCUGGGGCCUUGGGCUCAUUCUCUGAUCUCCUGGCAGGGGAUCUGGGCAGACUACGGCUGGACUUUGCUCAUCCAGGGACAGAAAGGAAGGAGGUCCUCAAAGCUGCCCCCCUCAGGCCUCUGGACCUACCUGGGGCUAAUGGAGAGGUGGCACCUUCCAGUGUCUCUGGGGACUCGAAGCAAGCAGGUCGAUUUUGGGGCGAUGAUACGACCCGACAAAUGUUCCGGAUGACCUCGGCGUGUGGCUCCUUCCUGGACAGUGAGUUCCUGAGCCAGACCGGGGGGAUGAUGCUGAUGUCAGAGGUGGCAGUGCAGUCUCAAGUGUGUGACUUCUGCAAUGCUGUGUUCCCUGGCUACACCACCACCAGGGGGGACUUCCUGCGCCACCUCCACACACACAUCACCUAAAACACUGGUUCCCCUAUAACACCACACACACAUCACUUAAAACACUGGUUCCCCUAUAACACCACACACACAUCACCUAAAACACUGGUUCCCCCAUAACACAACACACACAUCACAUAAAACACUGGUUCCCCCAUAACAUGGUAAACAAUCCAUUAUAAUGUUACACAUAAUAUAUGUAUAAUUAUCCUAUGUAGGUAAAACGUCUGUCAUGAAUGUAGUGCUACAUUGAUUAAUACAUAUGGCCAAUUAUCUUCAAAUAA